AUGCGUCAUUACAGAUCUGCUUCGGUCAAGAUCCUUGGCAAAGGUCAGAGAGAUUUGUUAGCGUUCUUGCUUGAUCAGAUACAGUUGCGAGAGACUGAUACUGGCAUGUACGCCUCGCUCAUCGAAAAGGCAGCGCGACCUGGUAGUUGUGCUAAGCUCUCGGUUAUAGUAAACACAGUGGGGGGAAAGUGUGAUCCACGAAGUUUAGCUCGCUGUUGUACCGAGUUUGCCGCCAAAGGCAAUGCAACGGCGCCAAGACAAGUUUUGCCUGUCAUCCUCAAAUAUUUACCUGAAUAUGUUAAGACUACGGGGCGAUUCCAAAAUCUACAGCAUAUGUCAAUUGGCGAUGCGGUGACGAGGUUGCUCAGUGGGACAAUGAGAAAGUCGAAGGAGGAGGAGGGGCGCAGUCUCAGGGCUACGUUUCAGCUAGCUGCCUACAGAGGAAAUAUCGACGUACUGUCAGGACAGUUGAAGAUGGGAAUGGACAUCAACAACAUGAAUGGACUUUACGGAACUGCGUUACUUUCCCUUGUAUCUGAUCCUACCACGGCAAAUCCGUUGCAUUUUGCUGCCGCUGAGAUGCAGGUUGAAACAGUGCAAGUGUUAAUUAAAGCCGGAGCAGAUGUUACAGCGAAGAGCUCGUCGUUGAAUUCUUUCUUUCGUCAGGAAACAAUAUCUUUCCAAGAAGAAGAGGCGGAGGACUUGGAGGACUUCGGGCAUUCAAGCAGGGCACCAUGGGUACCGGAUCGUUCUAUAAACUGCGACAACACAUUUGAGAAUACAACUGCCUUAUACACACCGCAAGACGCAAUACAACGGACGGAGAGCAAUUACAAAGAGACAGAUGUCGACAUGUCUUUCAUGCCGUUCGAGGAGUAUCUAACGAUGGACGAAACCCAUCAGACGAGCAACGAGAUCACUCCGUCCAGCUACAAUGGGAAACUACAAAACAACCCUUUCCCUAAUCUAAGCCCUAACCUAUUCACGAUCCCUUAG
Messenger RNA from Exophiala aquamarina CBS 119918, 996 nucleotides. RefSeq lists its product as uncharacterized. The transcript is spliced from 2 exons. The coding region runs from base 1 to 996 and encodes 331 amino acids. NCBI's taxonomy places the organism in Eukaryota, Fungi, Ascomycota, Eurotiomycetes, Chaetothyriales, Herpotrichiellaceae. The record is from RefSeq and is a predicted model, not a curated record. Gene Ontology annotation, molecular function: protein binding.